AUGACUUCUAACGCUGUUGAAUCGUUCAAUAAUGCUCUUCUGCCCGCUCGUGAUAGUCCUAUAAUGGCAUUGUUCGAGUUUAUUCGCCGGAAGCUGUGUACAUGGUAUGUGAGCAGACGCACCGAGAUCAGUAAGAUGAAGGGAAAUGUUCCAGAUAAUAUUCAAAAGAUACUGGUCGAACAGCUGGUGCUGUCAACGGGCCUUCUAGUUAUGCCAUGUUCGACUUGGUUAUUCGAAGUUACGCACAGGCCAACUAAUUUUGGUUUCACGGUUGAUCUGGAUAAACGAACUUGCACUUGCCUCGAAUUCCAAAAGCUUGGUUUGCCAUGCCGACAUGCCAUUGCUGCUGCUUCUUGCCGUAAUAUGCAGUACACCAUGUUUGUUUGCAAACACCAUCUCAAAGAGACAUGGGCUGAAACAGUUAGGGGUAUCAUACUUCCGGUUCCGGAUCCAAAGGAUGUUGAAGUGCCAGCCGAAAUACUAACGGUUGAUCUUUAUCCACCAACGACCAAAAGAACGAAGGGAAGACCAUGA
Molecule: messenger RNA, 534 nt
Organism: Brassica oleracea var. oleracea
Lineage: Eukaryota; Viridiplantae; Streptophyta; Magnoliopsida; Brassicales; Brassicaceae
Exons: 1
Coding region: 1-534 (177 amino acids)
Molecular function (GO): zinc ion binding
Source: RefSeq, a predicted model, not a curated record